Molecule: messenger RNA, 1248 nt
Organism: Symbiodinium natans
Lineage: Eukaryota; Dinophyceae; Suessiales; Symbiodiniaceae
Source: the annotation of a GenBank genome assembly
AUGGCAUUGGCCUUUAUCGUGCCCUGUGCAGCCGAGGCUCGCACUGACAGAAUGGCCAACUUGAAGAUGCGGCGUGCUGUUGCGGUGGUUCCCACAGCGUGGGAGCAGGGCCUCUGCCACUUGCAGAGGUCCGGCCUGGGCAGUGCAGCUGCUAUCGAUGAUGCGUCGCAGGCCGUUUUGAGUGAUCAAGGAUGGGUGCGCCGAUCGUCUGAAACAAAAAUGUACCCGCAUGCACAGAUUGCCGACUUGGAUCGGUUGAGAGUGAUUGGACUCCUUGGGUUCCUUUCCAACGAGCCAGAGCAGCUGCAAGCUAUUAGGCGGUAUUCUGCCUUCCUUCAUCCGGUUCAGCUAGAGGCUGUCCCGUUUCCGAAGAGAAGCCUCAGAAACACAUCCUUCAACGAAGAGGAGGAAAAGGUCUACUGGAAAGUGGACUGCGAGACUGGUAAGGUGGACGGCUUCAAGUACACCGAUCCGCCGAAGGUUCCGGAAUGGGACGGAUUGGGUCCGCGCAUGAGGGCGCCGCUGCCCCCGCCGGCGCCGCUCCCGCCGGGGAAGCUGCCGCCUUGCUUGCCAGGCGACAGCCCUUUCUGCACACCGGACGACGAUGACAAUCCGCUGUGCCAUCCGCCUCCGCCUCCACCUCCACCUCCUCCAAAGCCAAAGUUAGAUGAAGAGCAACCAGAAGAGCAACAAGACCUUCCAGAGCAGGGACAAGAGCCAGGUCAAGACCUAGAAAAAGACCAGGAUCAAGGUCCGGGACUUUUAGCGGGGUUGAAGAACUCGGAGUCAGAAGGACAAGAGUCCGCCGGAGAGGAGCAAGGUCUUUCGCAGGGAUCUUCUGAAGGUUUGAUGCCGAAGCCGAAGCCUGCAGGGAUCGGCGAGGACUCGGCCGACGGAGCACAAGGGGCUGGUCCUGGUCCAAAGCCGGCUCAGCCACCGCCACCCAGAUUGAAGUGCUUGCCUGGACAGGAAAUACCAUUUCCAAAGGAGCCGUGCCAGAUCAAGCAGGGGCUCUGCUGCCACAAGUGCCACACGAGGGCAGACUGUAAGCUCUGCUUGGAGUGGAAGGAGGUGCUGGGACAAAUACCAGUCGACAUCGAUCGAAAGGCUUGGGCAGAGAACAUUUGCCCACCUCCAAAGUCGCCACAAGAGGGUGACGACUCUGAUUUACAGAAGGAUUAUCUCCUGCCAGAGGAGGAGGAGAAUGGACCAGGUGGUUCAGGAUCCUUUGGUGUGGACGACUUGUGA